AGAACUCCCCAGAUGGGAAAAUGUGAGCCACUCAGGGAGCCCCAUGGCUCGCUUCACAAACUGUCUUCUGAAAAACAUCUUUACCAGAAGUCAGUUUGACAGCGCCAAGAGGAGACAGUGCCUUCAGUAUCUCAACGCUCUGAGAUCGCUGCAACACAAUGGAUACAAGACCGUGUAUUUUGGGGAAACUGAGAUCCCAGAAACUCUUGUCACUGGGGAGGACUUUAGUGACAGCUAUUACAUUCACACACCAUCGUGGUGUAUCCUACACGCUGGGGGCAGUCAAGGAUGGGUGCCUUGGAAAUAUCGCAUGUUCCUGAGAAAUGACCUGUGCAUCAAGAAGGAAGACAGCCUGUUCUUGGAGUUCUGUGAUGUUGUGAAGAGGGCCUAUGGCAAGUGUGCCAUCGUGGUCAAAGGGAGAAGGCAGCAAGAUGAGAUGAAGCCAAAGACAGACAAGGAGGGGGAGGCCAAGGCCUAUGUCCCAACAAGCAUUAAUUUAACAAGCAUUGCGUGUUCCCCGGGAGUGGCCAAGUCCUACGGCCAUGAACUCAUCUCUCUGCCUCCCUACUAUAAUUAUCUGAACCCCUUAGACUCAGCCUGGUCUUCCAUGAAAUGGUUUAUCAUAAACAACCGGAAGGAGUUUUGUCUGCAGUCUGUUGACAAUGUCUACACUUAUCGAUACAUACUCUUCAGUGACUUAAUAAGCAAAGGGAUUGAAAAGGUUAACCUGACCAAGUGGAAGGCCAUAACCAACAAGGUGCGCAGGUGGGAGAACUAUUAUCUUGCCAAGUUUUCUUAAGGGUGUCUGUUCCACAAAGCCCUGAGCUGUAUGCUCUUUGCUGCUAACUGUGGAGUCUGAUUCUGACUCACCAUCACCAAAACCACACUCUAGGGGUGACCUUGAGGGAUUACUGCCUCAACGGGGAGGUUCUUGAGGGCUACCAGCAAAGUCCUGGGGUUGACAGAGGCUCCAUUAAAGUUUGUUGAUAAGUACAGGGUAUCAACUCUCAUCUUGUGAUGGCUACCCUGAGGACCACGUUUAUGGGAGUUAUUGGGAAGACUCUAGCACAGUGGAGGGUACUGGCGGGCAGGAUUAAAGGAUGUGUGAUCAAAAUUUAGGUCUAAGAAGAAAAGAGAACAUCAACAACAAAAAAGAACACUCUGAAUUAAAUACUAAGCCAAUAAACUUCAGGUUAAAUAAUCCACAAGCAUCCGCCUUGCCAUGAGCAAGAGACACGUGCAUACAGUGGUCCAGCCGGGGCUAUCCCUCUGGGAGGUAGUGGUGGUGAGAGGCAACUGCGAGGUAGUCAAACCGCUCCAUAUGUCCAAGGCAAAUGGGUGGGGCCAAAAGGGAGCCAUGGAGACAUCAAAGGUUCAAGGGGUCUUAGGUCAAGUGGGGGAUGGGAGGACGAUGGAACCCACAUAUCCAACCUGCAAGAAUCCCAUCCGGAGAGUCCAAAGGCUGCCACUGCGUCUAUCUCAGGCCUCUGAGCUGAGCUACUGCAGUUGGCACAACACCCUGCUCAAGCCCCAGGGGGCGCUGUGGGCCGGAAGGGUCUGUGCUUGCACGUCUGCUACAGGAAAAGCCCGGCGCCUGUGAAACCGACCACAAAGCGCCUUUUUCCUUAUGUAUGCUCAAGCAAUAACUUCACAACAGAAGUAGUUACUCUGAGGUGCAUAAAAUGACAACCUACACAGGAAAAUAUGGACAGCCACGAGGCAGGAGCAGAAAGGGCACAAGAACUCUACUUGGUCUUCAGUUUUGCUGAACCUAGAAAAAAAAAAAAAGCUCUAAAGACAAGUCUGUAAAAAACUAGCGUAUGAAGAUGUCCACCAGCUCCCGGCGGAUUUGACUGUGGGUGGAGUUGCGAAGCCAGGCCGCUGCCAAAUGCAGACUGCUCCAUAUUCCAAUCUUGUCCUCCUCUUCUCUGGAAUCUUCCUGUGUUAUUCAGAAAGAGGCCGUGGGAUGAACAGAGCCACCUGGAGCGUUAAUGCUCUUCAGGAGUAAGCGGUGGGUUCUGCAGUUUUCUCAAGUUGGAGAAAAGGGGAUUUAACACACAUCUUAUCUAAAGGGUGCCGCACCCCAAACUGCCUAUCACUUGGACCUACAAAGUUCACCUGUUGCAGAUCCAACUCUUACACCGUGCUGUGUGAGCUGGUGGCUGCCGUAUCAAAGGAUUGCACAUUUGGUGGCUGGAAGCAGCAAUCCACUCUUUGCUAUGCUGGCUAUCGGGAGUCAGACAUCAGUCUCACUGAUGUGAAUCAAGCUGUAAGCAGCAUGGCUGUACUGCCGGGGGCUCUAGGGAAGGCUGCCACAAGUGUCUCCCAGGUUCUGAUGGCCCACUUACCCUUGGCUAGAGUCAUCUGCUGUCCAAGAAGCAGAACCUGAUGAAUAGGUUCCACAGGGCUCUGGUCUAGCCAGGAAUGCCGGAAGUGUUAAAGGCCCUAGAAGAGAAGUGAGGAGGUUUGGGAGGCCUGCGCAGGACAGGUAGCAGAGGUCUCUUCCUGUGAAUGGUCAGCUACGGCAGCAUCGAUAGCAACAGCCACAGUGGCAGCACCAGUGGCAGGUGCCACAGGGUCGGCAGCGUGAACCUGGCCAGCUAGGCAGGUCCAAGGUCUAGCGAUGAAUGUUUCCCAAGUGUGACAGCUCAGUAAAAACAGUCUCGGAUGAUCCUCGGU
Molecule: messenger RNA, 2679 nt
Organism: Mus musculus (house mouse)
Lineage: Eukaryota; Metazoa; Chordata; Mammalia; Rodentia; Muridae
Gene: Fam243
Product: family with sequence similarity 243
Exons: 1
Coding region: 44-799 (251 amino acids)
Source: RefSeq, marked validated